AACUACCCAAGAGGCCUUGAGAGCUGACACCCGCCUCAUGUCUUCUUUUCAUGCGUUUCUCCUUCACCUUCCUUCUCAGAUCACUACUGAUCGCGUCAAAUCAAAUUAGAUUCUUUAUAUGUAAAUUCAUAGACAAACAUGCACGUAUAGCUUUUUUCUAUCUAUACUCACUAAAUUCACGCAUAUAUACACGCAUUCAAUUCACGCAUGCAUACACCCGUGGCCGUGGGGUAUAAUUUGCUCGGAUUGUCUGGAUUCGAAAACCCAGUUCCUGAAUCGAGGAGUUUCAGUUUAAUCGUUCAUAUAUCCCUAUACUUUUUCGUUUUUUUGCUGGAGAAUUUAUUACACUGAUCUAGAUUACGGUAAGAAGAGGAAGAUAGGGUUCGGAUCGGAUGAUCUGAUUUUGAUUGAAUAUUGAGUUGGAGAAGAUAGAAAGAAUGCCCCAGGAUUCAGGGUCGGAGGUGGACCCGGAAGAUUCUGAAUCCGAAGCCGAGUUCAUUGAGGUUGAUCCUUCCGGUCGCUAUGGUCGGUACAAAGAGGUUCUAGGAAAAGGAGCUUUCAAGAAAGUAUAUAGAGCCUUUGAUGAAUGGGAGGGAAUCGAGGUUGCUUGGAAUCAAGUUAAGGUCACAGAUUUACUGAGGAAUUCUGUGGACUUGGAGCGUCUUUAUUCUGAAGUCCAUUUGUUGAAAACUCUCAAGCACAAGAACAUUAUCAAGUUCUACAACUCAUGGGUUGACACCAAGAAUGAGAACAUUAACUUUAUCACCGAAAUAUUUACUUCAGGAACUCUAAGGCAGUAUCGUAAGAAACAUAAGAAGGUGGAAGUGAGAGCAAUGAAGAAUUGGUCUAGGCAGAUACUAGAGGGGCUUUCCUACCUUCAUAGUCACGACCCUCCAAUUAUUCAUAGGGAUCUUAAGUGUGACAAUAUUUUUGUAAAUGGUAACCAAGGCGAAGUAAAAAUUGGUGACUUAGGACUGGCUGCCAUUCUUCGCAAAGCUCGUUCAGCUCAUAGUGUCAUUGGCACACCGGAGUUCAUGGCUCCAGAACUGUAUGAGGAGGAAUAUAAUGAACUUGUAGACAUAUACGCCUUUGGUAUGUGCUUGCUGGAGCUUGUGACUUUUGAGUAUCCAUAUGUUGAAUGUGCCAAUGCUGCUCAAAUAUUCAAGAAAGUGACAGCAGGAAUCAAGCCAGCAUCAUUAGCAAAGGUAAAGAAUCCUGGAGUGAAAGAAUUUAUAGAAAAGUGCAUUGCAAAAGCCUCUGAACGCUUGUCUGCCAAGGAACUGUUAAUGGAUCCUUUUCUCAUGUCAGAUGACGAUUCCGGAAGCUUAGCUCGCACAUCCAUUCUUCCACAUCCAGAUAGCAGUCAUCACACUUAUGAACCCAACAGUUCAAAGACGGGAGAACUUCUACUGCCCGAGGGCAGCCGGGACUUUACAGUGCAGGGACAAAGAAAGGACAUGAAUACAAUUUUCUUGAAACUACGGAUUGCUGAUUCUUCAGGUCAUAUUCGGAAUAUUCAUUUCCCAUUCGAUAUCCAAGUUGACACUGCAAAUGCUGUUGCCAGUGAAAUGGUUGAGGAACUUGACUUGACGGACCAAGACGUUUCGGCAAUUGCUGCAAUGAUCGAUGCUGAAAUCAGGUCUUACAUUCCAGAUUGGGCACCUGUUGAAGAAAGGCCAGCAGUAGUGAAUCCGAGUUCUGAUGAUGUAGACAGCAGCCAUGAUGACUCAUCAUCAUCGUCAUCCCCUUCGGCAGUUGUUGAGUGCAUCAUCUCCGGAGGUCUUGUAUUGGAAAAGCUCCCUUCAGGCCGCAAGUAUUGGUCCGAUUCACCAAAAACCAGUCCCGCAAACUCCCCUUUGAGGCCGCCACAUCCCGAUUCACAAAACAUGGAAGACAGCUGGAUCGACGAAAACAAGAAGCCACCAAGGAUUUCACAAGAAGAAACCAAUGCUGCUGAUAUUUCCAACGUUGACCUGACCAUCAUCCCAAACGAGCCUAAUCAAUUGCUGCAAACACAAAGAAUUGUAGAAAAACUCGAGCAGCUCAUGUUUGAACAGCAAAACGAGCUCGAUGAACUGAGAAACAAACAUGAAAUGGCUAUCUCGGGUGUGGUGGAGGAACUCCCACGAGAAAUUCGUAAUGGUGUCUUAGCCAUAUGCAGCAAACACAUCUCUAUCCAUAAGUCACAAUACGAGAGAGGAUGUUCUUCAUCAACUAAGAACUCUACGGAUCGUAGUGCUUCUUUGUAGAUAGAUAGAUAGAUAGAUAUAAGCAAGCAGAGCCUUUGAUUGUGAAGCUUUAUCAUUGUAGUAAUUUAUUACACUUGAGGUUGUGCUCUCAUUUGUUCUUCGUUGAGGCAGGGUUUUCUUUGAUUGCCUGAAUAGGUUUCUUACGCAGUCUCACAUGCUGCUUUCCUUUCAUAGUUUCAUUUUGCAUAUAGAUUAAAAAAUAGGCAUUCAAAUAUGCAUCUAGUGUUCUAGUAUGUAUCAUACCUGUACAUAUGAAUUGCGUGUUAUAUUUAGCCAGUGCUUGUUCGUUGUCAAAUGGUUUUCUUUAAUUUGUAAUUCACAUCAAGCUGAAUAUAUUAUUCUUUUUCAUU
Cuscuta europaea is the source of this 2599-nucleotide messenger RNA. The record is from the annotation of a GenBank genome assembly. Lineage: Eukaryota; Viridiplantae; Streptophyta; Magnoliopsida; Solanales; Convolvulaceae.